CAGCAUUUGUGAAACACGAGGAAGAACAACAAAAGAAAGAAUCUCGGUUGGUAAGUCCCAGUAGUUGAUAUUGAUAUGGUUCAGAUGUUGAAAAUACGGUAUGUUACGGUAUUUCGGAACUGAAUUUUUACAGUUAUAAAGCAUGGGUCAUCAUCGCUUGUACUACACGAUUUUGCUGUUCAUACUGGGUKUGWUUUUGAUUCGUUUUKACUGGUGUUCAAGAUGUGUGGACUACGACCGUUCUUUAGUGACUUUCUCCUUUGGCCACCAUGGCAASAGCGAGCUUAAACUGCUGCCAAAACUUUGGAAUAAAGACAAAGAAUUGGAAACUUCAACCACGAAAAACGAGAAAAAAGAGUUUUUGUACGUCACACAGACAGAGAGUUGUAUUCCACAACAACUUUUACAUGCUGACCAACUGGGCUCAAGUAGGAAUUCAUAUGAUGUUCUGGUUUUGAGUUGGAAAUUUCCUUGUGUUAAUGCUAAACACUAUAAUAACGUCAAGUAUAUCUACACAACAAAAAACACAACCUGGUCUACAGGUAGAAACCUCUUAUAUUCAUACAUAUUACGUCACGGGGUCGAUAAAUACUUAUAUUACAUAUUUAUGGAUGAUGACGUCAUGUUGUACCAUACWGAGCCUUAUCAAGUGUACCAUAAGCGAUAUAAAACACUAAACACUCGUCUGAUAAAUGAUGUAACUCAUAAAUACCUCCAACAUCGCCAUAAUAGGCAACGAAGRGGCAAUAACCCGUAURGAGAGUUUGAAAGGUUYUUAUUGGAUUUUAAACCUGCUGUUGGUUUAAUUAACUUCUGCUUUGAACGUCGUGAAUUYUGUAUAUCGCAAUACAUACCCGAUAUUUGGCAGGCUUUUUGCGCCAGCCAGGGAAUGGCCCCCUUUCCGUACGUAUCAUACUCGAACUUUGACGGCGCUUUUAAUGCAUUCCAUCGAGAUGCAAUAAUACAAUUAUUGCCAUAUCACGUGACAUAUGAACACGUCAACUGGCAAGAAAGUCAAAAAUAUCUCAUACUUGAAGCAGAUAUUAAAUUCCAGGGGCAUGUUCUUUAUAAUCUAUUGAUUAUGGGCCAUGGKACUAAACAUAGACCAUAUCCUAGAAACAUACAUUGGCAUGCGAACUGGCCACACGUACUGCAAGAACUGAGAAAGUCAAUCGAUCCAAGGUAUCAUAAUGAAAUCGAAGUUUUACCCAUGGAAGUUACAAAACGAAGAUUUGAUGUCAUUAGGAAUCCCCUUCCACCUCAUCGUCCAAUUCGACCUUACGCGCAUUUCGAGUUGAACAAAACAAGAACAUGUCACCAUAGACCCAACAUGUACAAUAUCUAUAACACAAUCUUUGCAGAAGAACAGGUAAAACAGCAAGGCAAAACACGCAGGGGUACAUUAUGACAGGUAAAAAGAUAGGAAACUAGUUCCUCUCUCUUUCAAAGCCUGGUCUGCAGAUAGUAGAUUUGGAUCCCGGCACCUGGCCRGUUGUAUUUGUCUUGAAGUUCGAUCAACGACAAUAAAUAUAWGUUUUCUGUUAUUGA
Messenger RNA from Exaiptasia diaphana, 1548 nucleotides. RefSeq lists its product as uncharacterized. The record is from RefSeq and is a predicted model, not a curated record. The transcript has 2 exons. Bases 143 to 1408 code for a protein of 421 amino acids. NCBI's taxonomy places the organism in Eukaryota, Metazoa, Cnidaria, Anthozoa, Actiniaria, Aiptasiidae.